CAUUUUCCACUCUUGCUCUAAGAUAUGUGACAAGGAUAUGCUGUAGAGGCUACAUGAAGAUGACUCUCAUCAGUGAUAUGCAUAUUUAAUCAUUUUGGUAAGAGAGAAUGGAGAAUGAGGAGAAAGUUGUUAAUCGUUUUUAGAGUGCUUUGAAAAAGCAUAUAGAAAAUCAUUAAUAGGGUCAAUAUAAAACAGCAUAUAAACUGGAUGAGUGCAUUGGGAGUCAUCAUAUUCGUGACUGAGAACGAAUCACUGCGUCAAUUAACGCAUCUAAAUGCAACAAUAAAGAAUGCGCUUGCGUCAAUUAAGGUGUGUGAAUCCACCAAUAAGAUGCGCCGGCGGGGCGUCCUCAUAACGUGCACAAAGCAAACUGACUGAUUUACGCAAAGUGUCUAGAUUCGCUUCUCCAGUGAUGUAAGUGGUAAAUAUUGAUGAAGUGGAUGGAUGUCCAAUAGGCGUAGGAAUUCCUUGCUCGAACUGCUCUGCGAACAAACGGAUUAAAUAAAAUCUUAUGCUGACAAGAUAACUUAGUAAGAGUGUACAUUUUAUUUUGUUAUUACACAAAGGGAUCUAUUCUGUAAGAGAUGGCUAUUAAUACAGACGCCUCUCACGCGACAGAUGUCCUGGGCGAGAGCGCAGCACUGCAGUCCGAUUUCGGAGAUACCCAGAAACUUCUUGACAUCUCAGACAAAGAGCUGAAGAGAGAAUUAAACCACACACCAUCUGAUACACACCUCGUUACGUCUUUUGAAGCGGAACGGAAUGAACAGACUGUUGUUGACACUGCCUCACUGCCCCGCUCUCCAUCGCGGGUGGAUUUCAGCCGCGCGCCAUCGCCCACGCCCGGAGAACGAGAGCCGUGUAGCUUCAUGUGGUUGGCUGUGAUCUCCUGCUUCUGCCUGGCCGUUCCAAUAAACCUCUUCGCACUUUAUUUCGCGCAUAUGUCUCGGUCCAUGAUACAAGCAAAAGAUUAUGAUGGGGCCAGAAGACUUGGACGUCUAGCAUUGUUGCUUAGUGUUGUUUCCAUUGUUGUGGGUACAGCUAUAGUCCUUUAUCUGGUGAUAACAGAGUUAAAAUAGCUGUGGACAUCCUACAAAAUUGAGAGCACUGAUGUAAAUGUGUAUUGGAGCCGAAACCAAAGAAGAUGAAUGAUAAAUGCCAUGUGUAAACCUUCAAAAAACAAAGCUAGAAUCUUAAUUUAUAUUAUAUACAGUGUUAAAUUUGUUUUAAUGUUUUGACAAGUUUAUUUUUUUUUGUUUCUAAUUUAUCUUUGUUGCUGCUUGGCAAAUUAAGGUUGCUUUUGCUUUAUCCAACAAUGCAUUAGCAGCACCAAACUAAUUUUGCACUAAACAAAAAAAAAAAAAGCCUUUUUAAUAUUACUACAUGAACUACAUGAAAUGACAGUCAGCUGUUUAUAUUUUGAAUUUCAUACAUUUUAACUCUUUCAAAUAAGAAUGACUCCUAUGCAAAGCUGAAUCUAUACAUUUUACGUCUUUGUUAUUAUGUAGUGCAUGUUGCAAUAUAGCAAGAAUGUGACAUCUGUUCUGAAGUGGGUGUGUAUAAAGGCACAUAGUUUGUAUUAUUCUUUGUAUUAUUGUUAUAUACGUUGCAUUUUGUGUAAUCUGUUAUAGCUUAAAAGUAUAAUUCACCCAAAAAUGAAACUUCUGUCAUCAUUUACUAACCAUUAUGUCAUUCUAAUGAACUAAAACCUGUAUGUCAUUAUGUCAUUCUAAUGAACCUUAAAACCUUUUUUUAACAUUUCUUUUUAGAAAAGUAUUUUUAUUAUUGUCAUUUAGAUGCAUAGGCUUAUAGGAUCAUAAGUAGAUAUCUAGCAACAAUAUUAUAUUAAAAAUUUGUAUUGAACUCUUAUAAGAUUGAGCAGUUGCACUGAGGCUGAACAAGGGCUAUAUUCAACCAAAAGCACAUGCAUGUCUGAAAAAAAAAAACAAUAAGUGCAUUUGAACUGUGCAAAUUUGCUGAUACGGUGCCAUAUUUUUGCAUGUUAUAAAUUAAACCAAGCAUACCAAAUUGUCUAGUUUAAGUGUGAUUUUUGCAGAUUGUUUGAC
Molecule: messenger RNA, 2066 nt
Organism: Megalobrama amblycephala (Wuchang bream)
Lineage: Eukaryota; Metazoa; Chordata; Actinopteri; Cypriniformes; Xenocyprididae
Gene: trarg1b
Product: trafficking regulator of GLUT4 (SLC2A4) 1b
Exons: 3
Coding region: 585-1079 (164 amino acids)
Cellular component (GO): membrane
Source: RefSeq, a predicted model, not a curated record